Messenger RNA from Propithecus coquereli (Coquerel's sifaka), 2123 nucleotides. RefSeq names its product aminomethyltransferase (gene AMT). Gene Ontology annotation, molecular function: protein binding; aminomethyltransferase activity. The transcript is spliced from 10 exons. The record is from RefSeq and is a predicted model, not a curated record. Gene Ontology annotation, biological process: glycine catabolic process. Gene Ontology annotation, cellular component: mitochondrion. Lineage: Eukaryota; Metazoa; Chordata; Mammalia; Primates; Indriidae. The coding region runs from base 398 to 1621 and encodes 407 amino acids.
CCACCCUCCUGUGACCUCUCCACCCUCCCCACCCCCCAUUUGACCUUACAUCCUUGAGGUCCUGAAUGUGUGAUUCAGGCCUUUCAGCCCUUUCCAGAACUUUGACCCUUUGGAGGCAGGGCAGUUCUGGAGGGGGAGGUCUAGCCCCCAGCUACAGUUCGCCUGAGCCGCCCUGAAUAACCAGCAGAAAGAGCUGGAGGCUGUUUCCCUGCAAUCUGGAGUCCCUGCGCUCCCAGCUCUAAAUCCCAGCCUGCCCUGGGGGCUGCCCGCCCCCUUUUGUGAUCUUGUGCGCAAGAGAGAGAGAGACCUGUCCUAGCAGGGGGCCUGGACUACAUCUCCCGGCGUUCCCGGCUGAGUGGAGGCCUCUGUGCGCCGUCUGCACCGGUUGCAGGCGACGAUGCGGCAGGCAGUGAGCAUGGUGGCCCGUAUGGGCUUUCGCCUGCAAGAACUCCCCUGUGUCCUGGGUCGUCAGCUCAGUUGCGCACAGGAUGUGCUCCGCCGGACACCGCUCUAUGAUUUCCACCUGGCCCACGGCGGGAAAAUGGUGGAGUUCGCUGGUUGGAGUUUGCCAGUGCAGUACCGAGACAGUCACGUUGACUCACACCUGCACACACGCCAGCACUGCUCGCUCUUUGAUGUGUCUCACAUGCUGCAGACCAAGAUACUUGGUAGUGACCGAGUGAAGCUGAUGGAGAGUAUAGUGGUUGGAGACAUUGCGGAGCUAAAGCCAAACCAGGGGACACUGUCACUAUUUACCAAUGAGGCUGGAGGCAUCUUAGAUGACUUGAUUGUGACCAACACUUCUGAGGGGUACCUGUAUGUGGUGUCCAACGCUGGCUGCUGCGACAAGGACUUGGCCCUUAUGCAGAACAAGGUCAGGGAGUUUCAGAACAAGGGCAGUGAUGUGGGUCUGGAGGUGGUGGAUAAUGCCCUGCUAGCCCUGCAAGGACCCACUGCGGCCCAGGUGCUGCAGGCUGGCGUAGCAGAUGACCUGCGGAAACUGCCCUUCAUGACCAGUGCUGUGAUGGAAGUAUUCGGCGUGUCCAGCUGCCGUGUGACCCGCUGUGGCUACACAGGAGAGGAUGGUGUAGAGAUCUCGGUGCCAGCAGCAGGGGCAGUCCACCUGGCAACAGCUCUGCUGGAAAACCCAGAAGUGAAACUGGCAGGGCUGGCGGCCAGGGACAGCCUGCGCCUGGAGGCCGGCCUCUGCCUGUAUGGGAAGGACAUUGAUGAACGCACCACACCUGUGGAGGGCAGCCUUGGUUGGACAUUGGGAAAGCGCCGCCGAGCUGCUAUGGACUUCCCUGGAGCCAAAGUCAUUGUUCCCCAGCUGAAGAGCAAGGUGCAGCGGAGGCGUGUGGGGCUGAUGUGUGAGGGGGCCCCCAUGCGCGCACACAGUCCCAUCCUGAGCACAGAGGGUACUGUGAUUGGUACUGUGACCAGUGGCUGCCCUUCACCCUGCCUGAAGAGGAACGUGGCCAUGGGUUACGUGCCCUAUGAGUAUAGUCAGCCAGGGACACUGCUGCUGGUAGAGGUGCGGCGGAAGCAGCAGAUGGCUGUGGUCAGCAGGAUGCCCUUUGUACCCACAAACUACUACACUUUAAAUCCACAGUCCCACUGACCCUACUCCUCCCUGCUGGAGGACAAUGAGAAGCACUGGUUCUGCCAUCUCUCCCACUCUGCCAGGUGCUGAUUGUGAAGCGAAGUCUCACUUUUGUGGGGAAGAUAAAACCUGCCCAACCUACCUCACUAUGGUUUCUCACAUUGCAAGGGUUAUUACCAUGGGCAGUGUGGGUUUAGGCUACCCUCUCCAGUUUGCUUUCCAUGAAUGCAAACUGCUGCCUCUCCCUGGGCAGGAAUGAUUCCUGACUCACCGAGGGUUGGCUCCGUACGGCUCCUGUGCCUGUGUGUAAACUUGGGGAUGGCUGAGGGAACAUGAACUCACCCUUCCACAUUCCCAAGUAGGCCUAGCCUGCUGCUCACCACCUAUUCUGAGCCCCAGGGCUGCUGUAAGGCAGGCUGGGCCUCCUCCUGGACUUGCCUUACCCUGGGCUGACCUUCACCCCAGGGGCCCAUUACUGGACUGGAAUCCUGAAAAAAUAUUAAAUGAACUUCCUUCUUGU